Messenger RNA from Falco peregrinus (peregrine falcon), 12917 nucleotides. RefSeq names its product potassium voltage-gated channel subfamily Q member 2 (gene KCNQ2). The transcript is spliced from 17 exons. Gene Ontology annotation, molecular function: voltage-gated potassium channel activity. Gene Ontology annotation, cellular component: membrane. The record is from RefSeq and is a predicted model, not a curated record. Bases 7 to 2670 code for a protein of 887 amino acids. NCBI's taxonomy places the organism in Eukaryota, Metazoa, Chordata, Aves, Falconiformes, Falconidae. Gene Ontology annotation, biological process: transmembrane transport; potassium ion transport.
GCCACCAUGGUGCAGAAAUCCCGCAACGGAGGCGUCUACCCGGGCCCCGCCGCUGAGAAGAAGCUCAAGGUGGGCUUCGUGGGGCUGGACCCCGGCGCCCCGGACUCCAGCCGGGACGGAGCGCUGCUCAUCGCCGGCUCCGAGAGCACCAAGCGGGGCAGCAUCCUCAGCAAGCCCCGCUCCGGGGUCUCGGGCAGCGGCAAGCCCCCCAAAAGGAAUGCUUUUUACCGCAAGCUGCAGAAUUUCCUCUACAAUGUGCUGGAGAGACCGAGGGGCUGGGCUUUCAUUUACCACGCAUACGUUUUUCUACUAGUUUUCUCCUGUCUGGUGCUGUCUGUCUUUUCGACCAUUGAUGAGUACCAGAACAGCUCGGAAGGGGCCCUUUACAUCCUGGAAAUUGUCACCAUCGUGGUGUUUGGGGUGGAAUACUUUGUGAGGAUCUGGGCGGCUGGCUGCUGCUGCCGAUACCGGGGCUGGAGGGGAAGGUUAAAAUUCGCCCGGAAACCUUUCUGUGUUAUCGACAUCAUGGUGCUGAUUGCGUCCAUUGCCGUGCUGGCAGCAGGGUCUCAAGGGAAUGUCUUUGCCACCUCGGCACUCAGGAGCUUGAGGUUCCUGCAGAUCCUGCGCAUGAUCCGCAUGGACCGGCGGGGCGGCACCUGGAAGCUCCUGGGCUCUGUGGUCUACGCACACAGUAAGGAGCUGAUUACUGCCUGGUAUAUUGGCUUCCUGUGCCUCAUCCUGGCCUCUUUCCUGGUAUACUUGGCCGAGAAAGGAGAAAAUGAGCACUUUGAUACAUAUGCAGAUGCACUCUGGUGGGGUCUGAUCACCCUCACCACCAUCGGCUACGGGGACAAGUACCCGCAGACCUGGAAUGGGCGGCUGCUGGCGGCGACGUUCACGCUCAUCGGCGUCUCCUUCUUCGCCCUUCCUGCCGGCAUCUUGGGUUCAGGGUUUGCUCUGAAGGUCCAAGAGCAGCAUCGACAAAAACACUUUGAGAAGAGACGAAACCCAGCAGCGGGCCUGAUUCAGGCGGCUUGGAGAUUCUAUGCCACCAACCUGUCCCGGACAGACCUGCACUCCACCUGGCAGUACUACGAACGCACUGUCACCGUCCCCAUGUACAGCACGCAAACACAAACGUAUGGUGCCUCCAGACUAAUCCCUCCGCUGAACCAGCUGGAGCUCCUGAGGAACCUGAAGAGCAAAUCGGGACUGACAUUCAGGAAAGAGCAGCAGCCCGAACCAUCGCCAAGUCAGAAGGUCAGUUUGAAAGAUCGUGUCUUCUCCAGUCCCCGCGGUGCUGGCACCAAAGGGAAAGGCUCUCCACAGGCUCAGGGCAUCAGGAGGUCCCCCAGUGCUGACCAAAGCAUCGAGGACAGCCCGAGCAAAGUGCCCAAGAGCUGGAGUUUUGGAGACCGCAGCCGAGCCCGGCAAGCUUUCCGCAUCAAGGGAGCGGCAUCACGGCAAAACUCAGAAGAAGCAAGCCUCCCCGGAGAAGACAUUCCCGAUGAGAACAAAAGCUGCAACUGCGAGUUUGUCACAGAAGAUUUGACGCCAGGAUUGAAAGUCAGCAUCAGGGCAGUGUGCAUUAUGAGGUUUCUCGUCUCCAAGCGCAAGUUUAAGGAGAGCCUUCGGCCCUAUGAUGUGAUGGAUGUCAUCGAGCAGUAUUCAGCCGGCCACCUGGACAUGCUCUCCCGGAUUAAAAACCUUCAGGCCAGGAUAGAUAUGAUUGUGGGUCCCCCACCCCCUUCAACUCCCCGGCAUAAGAAGUAUCCAACCAAAGGACCCAUGUAUUCUUCCAAAGAAUCUCCCCAAUACUCGCCUAGAGUUGACCAGAUCGUUGGGAGAGGAUCCUCUAUGACCGACAAGGAUCGGACCAAAGGGCCAGCAGAGGGAGAGCUGCCUGAAGACCCCAGCAUGAUGGGCAGGCUUGGGAAAGUUGAAAAGCAGGUUCAGUCGAUGGAGAAGAAGCUGGACUUCCUGGUGAACAUUUACAUGCAGCGGAUGGGCAUCCCACCGACAGAGACAGAGGCUUAUUUUGGGUCCAAAGAACCAGACCCAGCACCUCCCUACCACAGUCCUGAAGACAGCAGGGAGCACAUUGACAAGAACGGCUGCAUCAUCAAGAUCAUCAGGUCCACCAGCUCCAUGGGUCAGAAGAACUUCUCUGCUCCGCCAGCCCCAACCAACACAUGCCCGCCCUCAACGUCGUGCCAGCAGCAGGUCUACCAGCGGCAAAGCCAUGGCUCCUCGCCCGUUGGAGACCCUGGCUCGCUGGUCCGCAUCCCACCUCCGCCCUCCCACGAGCGCUCCUUGUCAGCGUACAGCAGCGGGCACAGGGCGAGCGCAGAGUACCUGAGGAACGAAGACAUUACAACCAAACACCACGAGAGUGCCAUGAGAGACAGCGACACGUCCAUCUCCAUCCCCUCGGUAGACCAUGAGGAACUGGAGCGCUCUUUCAGUGGCUUUAGCAUCUCCCAGUCCAAAGAGAAUUUGGACAUCCUUAACAACGGUUGCUAUGCAGCCGUGGCCAAAAUCAGACCCUACAUUGCAGAAGGGGAAUCAGACACCGAUUCUGACCUCUGCACGCCCUGCGGUCCUCCUCCCAGGUCGGCCACGGGCGAGGGACCCUUCAGUGACAUGGGCUGGUCAGCCCCCAGGCAGUGAUGCCUUCUUGCAGCCACCAAGCCACGUCCGAGCGCUGGCAGCUGCCUGCUCCAGCUGUCCAUGCAUCGAACUUCUCACGGAGAUUGACAGCUAAGGUUUUCCUCCUUCUGGGACAUCCUUAGCUGGCAGAUACUUUCUUGCCGCUUACUCUGGGGGGUGGGGAACAAGCAGGUCCGAACCUGCAUUUGUGGAAGAGGUCACAGUGCUGAGCGAACUGGAGCCAUGAAGUCCAGGUUUCUUUCAUACUCUCUUUCUAAGAUCAUUAGGUGAAAUUAUUUCGUGGUGCAGGGUAGGCAAUUUGCAUUUCUUGGGAAUCUUCAGAAGUGCAAGGUAGGAGUAAAUCACCCAGCCAGGGCUCUUGGAGAUCACAGUAACUGGUGGCUGACAAGUGUUAAGCAGGAUUCGCCACAUUCUGGCACUGGUGAUUACACCUUUAGGUAUUUUGGAGUUGCAGAAUGAACACGUGUCUGUCUCUGGCUUAGAUUUCAGGUCACGUGUAAUUAUGGGAGGGAGGCUGUUCCUCAUUAACUGUCAGGAAGGUGGCAUAAUUCCAAUAUAAUACAUGGAAACAUUGCCUAGGCCCCUGGAGGGAAGGGAUGGUGGUUGGAAUAUUUGCAUGAAAAGAAGGCAUGGCCUCAGUGUGGGACAGGUUAGGAUACUGCUUUGAACCAGAAUGGUUUGGAAAUCAGCCCAUCUUGGGAAACUGGGAAACUCAGAAACAGGAGCUUGAGUGCAAGAAGAUAGACAACCCAGAGGGCACAUAAAUGAGACAGAGAAGGAGGACAAGAGGCUAUGGGGCUGGAAUUUUAUUUUUUAAACCAUGUAUUAUAUUUAAGUAUCUCUCCUCCCAUUGACGAUGGACCUGGAGGUGCUUUGGAAGCAAAGGCAAACCAAAGGCAACCCCUCUGGAGGGCUGCCAUGGUGUGAAGCCGUUCUUGUGGCCAGCAGUGCUGUUGUGGAGGCACAGCCACCAGGCAAAGGGAGAGGGUGGAUAUGCAAGAUGCUGUGGUCCCUGUGCAGCUGUGAGUUAAGUGCUGAGCUCCAUCCUUUUCAAGCUCUGUUGGUCAGAGUGGGCAAUUUUCUUACAGUUUGCAUUGUGCCUGAACACUUUCGCACACACCAUGCCCCGUGAAAAAUCUUCCUUUUCUUCUUCUGCCCUGCCAAGAAUCUCACACCCAUGUUCUCGGGACGUCCUGUGGUUUUGUUUGGAUCCCUCAAGCUGAGUUAAGAGGUGCUUCUUCAUUUCUUCAUGGUCUUUCAGACGCCUCUUAGCUGUGCUUGCCCGCAAGUUGUGCCAAUCCCAGUCUGCCCCAUUUUGUUGUUGUUAAAGUACUUUCUCUUGGAAAGAUCAUUGUGUCAUUACUGGGAACCGCACAGUGCAUUCAGUGGGGGGAAGGCAAGGGGAAAAGACAUGCUCAAAGUUUCUUUUGGGACCAAAACAAAGUCACAAAGUGAUCCUUGGAUAGGUUGGUGGAUUUUUUUUGCAAGGGGGUGGACCAGGAAAGGUUGUGUUUGGGAUCCAUCUCCCGGGCUGGGACACCAUGGCCGGCAUUGUGCCUCUGAACCCUCCCACCCAUCUACAGCCCAAAUCCCGUGUGUGUUUUCUGCUGGGGCUGUGCCUGUGAUUGUAAACCCCAUCUCUCCACAUUUUCCCUGUGUCAUAUCAAGAGCCUGCUAAGGAUAUUUAGGUGACAACUUCAUUUCUGUGUGGCCUUUGAGAGGCUGGACAUUGGCUUGCUUGGGGUGAAGGGAGAAUCACAGCCUUUUUCUCUCCUCCUGUUUGCCUGACCAGAGGCAGCAAGCAGUGGAGGCCCAGGACUAUGUUGGCCUUGGGGAAGAUGUGGGUGCAGUCUGACAGCUUGCAGACAGGCAAUAAAACCAUCCUUUUGCUAGUGCUCAGGACCAACACGCUCAUCUUCUCAUGGGAUUGGGAGUGGAGAAAGGCUCUGCAAAUUUUUUCCUGCCAUUUUUCACCAUUCAGGAAGAGAAAACAUUUUUCUUACAGGGAACUUAGGCUUCCAGCCGUGCUAGUUCCUUUCUUUCCCAUUUGAUCCAUUUUUUUGUUACCUCCUGCAAUGUUUCCCUCUCUGUUUGUGCUCACAAACGAAUGCCUUUUGGCUCCACAUUUCUUUGUGCAAAGUGAACCUAGCGAUGCCCUUACACCUUGAAUGCAAAAUGGCUGCAGAUUGUGCAAUUUUGCCCAGGCGUGCUGCAGAAUGAGAAGUUUUCUGGUAGGUUAAGAAAUGUCAGCAGCUCCCAGCUCAGGCUUGGUGGCAAGUGUUUUCUCGUGACCACAGGAAUGGAAAUUACAUUGGGUGAGGCAAAAGUCAACAUUGUUCCAGACAGCUGCUCAUUGCAAGUUUUGUCCAAGUCAGAGAUAACAAAGAUUUAUUACCCUAUUUGUUUGCAAUUAUUUUUCGAGGCCUGCUGGAAAUUUGGCACAGAAAUAAAGUCAGGAAAUCCAGAUGAGGAUGAGGAUGAUGUCAUGUGGUCCUAUUGCAGCACAGGUGCAUGACUCAUCUUUAAGACAGUAGGCAAAGUCAACAGAACUUCAUGGCACAAUUUUUGCAGCAUGUAAUUUCCAUAAUUUCCUAAUUUUGAAACCCUAUUGGCUCUAUUUUGAACAUCCAUUUCCUAGUUCUUCAUGCAAAAUCCCUUUCUCCUGCCCAGCUGAUGUUACACCCUUGAAAGGAGAUGGUGCCAGUGUGUCCCGAGGUGGUGCAGCUCCACUGUGUCCACUGGGAUGUCUGCAGGGGAAAGCUAGUGGUCUUCCACCUCCUUUAGGGCCUACACGAGAAGGAUUGUGGUUUCCCUCUUCAAGUUACUGUAUCAGCUUGUAAAGCUGACUGGUAGCUUUAAAAGGUUUUGGGCUUGUCCCACAGUCAUUGAUUACAGAAAACUGGGUUUAUGUACAUCCAGCACAGAUUGUGUCUUGCUGCUGCAAAUUUCUCAUAGAAUUUUCUUGGGAAGGUGUAAGAAAUAUUCCGCCUUUAUCUGUGGCAUCAUUUGAAAGAAAUUCUGACACAUGCCUCCAUCCACAACCAUGCUAUAAAUCAUCACGUCUCAUUCAUCUAUUCAAGAAAACCUGGAUUUUGUCGGUAACUUGCACCAGAAUUAACUCGGAGUAAUGCUUCUUAUUUCCAUAAAAAUGAUUUAUGCCUGUGUAAAUGAUAACAGAGCCUUCUUGUUGCUUGUUGACAUAAAUAAUUUCAUUCCUGUCCUAAAUCAUAGUCCGAUACUCCCUGCAAGGUCUUCACUUUCAAACACACAGUUCCCCCAUGAUUUUAUCACACACUCCUGGUGGUAAUCUCCCACAAGACAUCUAAACCACUAGAUUAAAAGAAAAUAAAUUGAGUUUGAUUUGCUGAUAAGGCAGUCCCAACGAUAAAGACCUUUAGAAGGGGGAACAGGCAAACUUUGUCCCUCUGCUGAGCCUCUCUUGGGCUGGUCCUUCCUCCCCUGUUCCUCCCAAGUCUGGUCCUAUGUUUUUUGGAGGACAGAAACAAGUUUUAGAAAAUGCCAAGUGUGGACAGAUGAGACCAAGAAGAGCUGAAGAAGAGGAAAGCCAAAUUUCCAGCAGGCCAUCCCAAACCGCUCUGGAGAUGCCCGUGCCCACGCGUGGUUGUGUGCACAGAGCCUGGUUUCGAGGCACAUCUGUGCUGGAUGUGAAGCCGUGGCCUUGACCCAGAGCCUGGGAUCUGGUCUCCAAGAAACUUUAGGAAUUUACCUUUCCCCUCCCCCCCAAGAAUCUGGGUCUAGAUCAGGAGAGAAAUACUGCAAAAGGCCCUACCUGCAGGACAGAGCAGUCCCUGAGGCUGGGACCUGAAGCCACAGUCAGUUUUUGGGUGCUUCAUGUUCAAGCAUGCCAAUUGCCUGUGCAAUUGCCUGAGAGGUUCAUGUCUCAGAGCAGGAGACAUGGCUGGAGGAGGUGUUGCAACCUCUGUGCAGGUGGCCUUUCAUAAUGUGACCCCAAGACACAGGAACAGAGCACUAGCCAUGAGUCGAAUUUCCCAAUAUUUGGGAAGGGACUUUAAUGUUACUCAAGUGCAGAUUUUGUAUGUGAAUUUCCUUGUUGACUCAUUUUCUUAGUAAUAAUUUUUAAAACAAAAAUGUUAAGAAACUCGCUGAAAACAAACCUGUUGUCCAGCUCAGAAAGCCAUUAUAUUUCUUUAGACAGACUGUGAUAGACCAGAUUUUCUAAAAAUUUAUUUUGUUUCAAAUGCUGCUUAAUAGAUCCAAAUGAAGUCUGCAGGGUCAUUGCUAUUUAGAGAUAAAUAGGUAUAUUUUUUACAUUUUUAAUUGAUUUUUAAGAUUUUAAAUUAUGUGGAUUUUUAGAACAAGUUUGUAUAAUCUACCUGGGAAGCCAGAGCAUCACCUCAGAUACAAAUGUUCCCCAUUCCUAAAAGAAAAGAAAAAUACAUUCACUCAUAUUUUUCUCAAGAGGGAGCUACUGCAAACCUCAUUUCCCUUCUAUCCUCAGACCACCGUGGUCACAGCAACAUUAUUGCUAAACCCAAAAUGUAAGUAUUAAAAGAGAAACUGAAAUUCGUAAGGAAUUUGUCCAGGAGUUGUCCCAUAUAAAGACCCUUUGCAGUGAGUAAUUUAUCAGGAAUGUUUAAAAGCCCAGGAGCAGGCUAAGGAUUUCUGUUUCUCCAUCCACGCUCAUGUGAGCAUCUCCAUCCACCUCUGGCUGAGCAAGCCCUGAGCCUCCAUCCCUUUCAUCUCCGCAUGCCUGUGGUCCUCUGACCCAUGCCCACAUGCCCGCAUCCUCUCUCACCCGCUCUCCAUCAUGGGUCAGCAUCUUUUGUUUUCAUCAGCUUCCUUUUUGUAAACCAGAAACAAGGAAAUCAGAUACAAAAGCUCCUUCACCUGCAAGUAACAUUGAGACUGUGGUGCGGAGGGCUGUGGCACAGGGGUCAGCAGCCCCCUCCGAGCCCCGCCUGGGUCACUGCUGUUCAGCGGUGUAAAAGCAAACUCUUGCUCUCAGCACACAAACACCCCAACUUUUUCUGCAUCACAGAGCAAAAUCUGCUUAGAGCAUGGGUGUGGGUUCGUUGUUUUUUUAACAAUAACAAUAGGGUGGGGUUUUUUUUCUAAUAAUAAGGAUAAUAAUAAUGCAUAGGAAUCUUCUUUAGUAUAUCUUAGUGUUUGAUGCCCCAGUGACACAGUACUGCUUGCCUUAUAUUAGUGUCUAGAGGGAGAGGGAUUACACAUGUUUUGAUACAGUAUUAAUCACGCUUAUAAUUAAGGUAGCAGCAAGGAGCGGCUGCUGCAGGAGGAGCAGCCGGGUCCUUUUUAACUUAUGAAUGUGCUUUCCAGACUAUCUCACUGACUGUACUCUCAAUUUUGCCUGCUACUGCAUGCAGCCUGAGAUGAGUAGACAGCAUUAUGCUCCAGCUGUAUCUGCACUCCCAGAUUGCUGUAGUACCUGACGAUUUAACAUUGCCAAAAGCAUCAUUCUGGGGAGAGGCUGCCCUCCCAGUGACCCAUCACAUAGGGUGCUGCGGUGCUUCUGUAGGUAACACUGAUAUACCAAGUGUCUUUCAUGCUGUGACUGAUCGUUGCCCAUCCCUCGGAUACAGCAUGCACAAACUCCACUUCUACUGCUUGUAACUAAGGGGUGAAAAAACCACAUUUGUACCUGUGGUUUCUUGAAACAUAUACAUGGGGAGGAAAAAAAUACGAAUUGUGUUGGCUGUGUGUGACAACCUCCUUUCCUUCGAGAUGCCUCUGAAGAAGAGCAUCCCAGGUACCCCUUUUGGAGGGUUUGGAGGAGCAGGCAGAGCAAGGCAGGCAGUACCAAGGAUGGAGGCCUGGUCUUCAGUUAGGAGAUGCCAUUGGAACCCAGACUUGCCAUAUGUCUGUUUUAAUUCCUGUUGGGUUCUCUCGCCUGCAUCCAGUUCUGGUGUGCAUGUGCCUUUGUGCCUGCAGCCCAGCUUGAGGGGCAGGGGAGAAUGUGACUCACAAACUUUGGAAAUCCUUCUUUGGAAACUUCAUCCACCCUUGUCUACAGCCCUUGGGAGUCUUGGGGACCCUGCAGCUAUGCCGUAUCCAUUCCUUGUGGAAGCAUCUCUUGCUCUCCUUACAGAGAGGCACUGAGCGACCUUCAUAUCUCCACAAAUGAUUUGCCACCAUUCUCCCCACUGUAACACCAGACUGUCACGAGGCCUUCAGGGUUUGCCCAUCUUGCUGGUGUUUGCAGUCUUUUGUAUCUCCUCGCACUGCUGCCAUAAUCUGGUUUGACACUGGUCCCGUACCCUCACCUUCCUCAUCCAGACUAUAUGCAAGUGAAGAUGUAAUGCCAGAACUCUGCUCUGAGACUUGCUUUUGGCCUGGCAUCAUUAGCACCAGAGAGCCUUCGUGUUUUGUUAGCAUGACAGUUUUGCUUUUUCUUGGCAAUUUAUUUGCUUCCUCAUUGAGCCGCCGUGGCCUCAACACAUCCCUGGUUUGUUCUGCUGGAGCCUUUCAGCGCAGGGAUGGCGUCUCUUUGCCCCUCUGUACAGCACCCUGUAAGGGUUUGUCCCCUUGGCUUUAGCUGAUCGUGGUGAAAUCAAUGCCUUGAGGGCUCGGUUCAAGUUUUCUUGUCAAGCUGAACAACUUGGAGAAGAACUUACAGACUAACAAUGUUGAUGCUUUUUCUCCCUGAAGCAAGAGCUGCUUUCAAGACCCCAGUCCUCUUCAGCAGUCCACGCAUGUGGCUUUGCAUGCCAGGCUCCAUCAUGGGGAGAAGCAGAAAGCAGCGGGUCCAAGCUGUGCUAUUCCCAAAGCUGGCACUGAACCUGGAAGCAUCUUGCCCUUUCCUAAUUCCUGUAAAUAUUGCUGCAGAUGAAUUGUUCAAGCAGCAUCUGUUUGCCUAGUUCUGAGAAACUCGAGCUAACGGCAGAGCUUUCCAAAACUCAGUGCCAAGCUCAGGCUAGAUUUCACCUGCAGCUACGCCUAUAAUUUUAGGGCAGGAUUAAUGGUUUCAGGUAGAAGCCAUCCCAAAAUCUCCAGUUUGGAUGGUUCUGGCCCGAACCCAAGGCUGAAUGUCCUGCUGCAAGUGAAGCCUCCCCUGGAAUUUCAGCUCCAUUUGAUACUGAUGACUGUGGACCUGGGGAGAUGCUCUCUCCUUCCCACUCCACACAAGAGAAGGUCAGCACAAGCCUUCCAAGCCAAGACAAGAAAAUGCCUCCUUAUUUUAGCAUGCCAUGGGCACCUCCCAUUAAAAGUAGAAGCAGCAUUUCACAGUAAUCACUAAAACCUGACCAACACAGUGGCCAUGACCCAGUGUUUCAUGUAUGCAGUGAUGCUCAUGAAAGGGAUUUAUUGCAGCUUUGGAUAUAGAGGGCUCAGUCCUUGAGCAUCUCUGUAGAUACCAUGUUCAGCCUUGCUGAUGACCAGAGGGGAAGUCAUCAAAGCUGGUGCCAGGUAUUUUCUGCCCUGCCUGGUUAUUCACACUGGUCCACCAUCUUCCCUGGAGCUGAAGAUAUCCCAUGCUCCUGCCAGCAGGCAGAAUAAGGGCCCUUCUGUGUUGGCUACUAUUCCCCACCACCCAAACCCAAACACUGAAAUUUAAAGUUUCUUCACUUAAUCUCAAAAAAUUCACACACAGGGUAGAGAACCUGAGACUUUCAGGAACACUGAGGCAGAACAAAAUAUAGCUGAUAAACAACACAGAUCUUGUUAUUUUAAAUCAAGCCGAUUUUAAACAUAGUUGCAGUUCCUGCGUGGUAUAUCAAAUGCUUUAGGAGAUUCAAUAAAUUAUUCUUAUAAAUGGUUUAUUCUUUUAUCAGUAAUUCGUAUAGGUGGGUGCCACUGUUCUUCUACAGCAAUGCUCCACACACUAAACUAUAUUCCUGUUUCUCCAGUAUAGACAUUGUAUUUAUGAAAUUUAUCUUGCUUAGUGCCACUUUGGCACACUAUCCACGUAUUCUGCACACAGAUUGCACAUUACAUGCCAAAUGCUGAUAGGUAUCACUCCAUGUAAUAAGCGUAUGUGUGUUGAACAGAUACCAAACAAAGCGUUACCUGCCUAGUUUGUGAUGUGACUCAACAUAACUGGGAAAAGGGAAAAAUGAAGAUCCUGCUUCGUUAAGAAAUAUACUGCAUUCGAAUGCUUCUUUCAACAGAUUUGAUCAGGAAGCUAAAAUAAGUGAGAUCGCCUCUGCGAUGUUACUUUAAAAAUACCUGAACAAAACUAUCACACUCAGCCCAAAAAUACUUAAUAAUUACUGUAUUUCUAUAUAUUCUUCACUGCUAUUCAUCUGAACUGUAAAUUCUGUACAGGUUGAAUGAAGUUCACCAUUUAUCUUUGUCAUAACCUGCAAGAUAAAAGGACAACACAACUUUGGCUGCAAAAGUGUGUGCGUGUUGUUUGCAUACAUGCAUAUAUGUAUUGCUGUACGUGCAGGGGUAUACAAACACAUGCACACACAUGCUUUAAAACAGAUAAAGCUGCAUCUGAGAUGCACAGGAGGGAAAAGUUCCUUUUUUUGGAGGUGGGAGAGUGGUCAAAACAAACAAAAAAGGACUACUUCAACAAUGUGUUAUUUCUAUCCAAAAGGCAGAUUUGCAGAGGGAUCUGGUGUGUAACUGCCAUCCCGAGGAGAAAUCCCACUUCUGAAGGCAGCACAGCCCAUGCAGCAGGGUGAUGCAGUUGCUUUAAAUGAUAAUUUUGAAGAAACAAACAAAAGAAUAUAGCAGCCAGUGCCAAUUCCAAGUACAAACCACAAAGCCCAUUCCUAGGCUGUGUGGCCACAGAGUUGUCCUCCACCAUCGGAGAGCCAAGGGCAAAGGCUUUGCCUGCUGUGCUUGGGGACUCCGACGGCAGCGGCGCUGGCGCUGGGCUCCCCCAAACCCGGCAUCGCCCCAGUAUAGGCUACUGCCCGGGCAGAGGUUUCUGCUGUCCUGCGGGUCCUGCUCUUGCCUUUGCCUACGUAUUUAAAAAAGCCCCAGUUAAGAGACAUUUAGUAAAAAGAGUCAUCAAAAGCCCAUUUUUGAUCUUAGAGUUAUGAAAGAAAGGACAAAGUUGUAAUCAAUAAACCUCAUUUUAUCCAAGCAGGUCAGCCUGUAGACUCCAAUUGCCCCUAUACAGAGAUGUCACCAAUGUCAUCAAAUGAAUCAUCCUCUAGGAUUUAAUUUCGCCCAUAUUUUUACAGCUAGAAGAUGUAAUAUGGGAUAGAACUUAUCCUUCAGUGUUUAAUCUAAAUAAACAAAGGCAUGAAGAACUAACUUUUCCAGCUAAAUACUGCUGGAUGCCAUUGAAAAAGUAGUAAUCAGAUUUUUGCAUUGGCCCAAAAUUCAUCUCUAGGUCCAAAGUUAUCAGCUGUAAGAGCCACUUCAGUCCCAACUAUGUUUCUAAGCAAAAGGUACAUCCAUUGCUGGAGUAUGUUGCCGUUCCCCUGAGAUCCCUUGAAGCUAUUGCGGUUUAUAACAGCAUCUGGCUCAUUUGGCCUUGACUAGGCUACCAAUGGGUCAUGCGUUUGUCCUGGCGGUGAGUGAGAGGUGACACUCACACCGGGACAGGCUGUUGGCACUUGGGGCGAGUGUAGGGGCUGCUCGCCCUGGCAUCCCGCUCAUAAAAUCUGGGGCUCAGGUGAGCAUGAGGGUUUGGUUGUCCUCUAGAAAGCAAAGGCAGCUGCUGCUUUGCUUCCUUUCAUUUGCUCUGUUGCCUUGGCUUUUUUGCACUUUCGUUUCAUCUCCAAAGAAUCUCUCAUAAUGCCUUUGGUACUUAUGUACAAUUUUAAAACAUUUUGUAUGUAUUGAAUGGUACACACUUUCUCUUGUAAAAUAGCAAUUGGAAUUUUUUUUUUUAUUAUUAUUAUUUGAUUUUAUUUUUUGGUGAAUGUGUAAUUUCCUCUAUACAUUUCAAUCAUGACUUUGUGCAAUGUACAUUUGAUAGGGACAGAUGCCAAGGGAAUGACCUGUAGUUUUCGAAGGGAAUAGCUAAAAGCCGAAUGACACAGUCACACAUGGUUUUACAUUAGCACUGCAGAAGAGCAACGUAGCCCAGACUUUUACACUGAAGCGUUGAGCGUGAUCCAGCGUGUACCUUCACAUGAAUGACUGUGGCAGCUGCAGAUCUGUGUACGUGUGAUAUUAAAAACAACAGCGACAGUUGCAAUCGGAAGGGAAAUGGAGGAAAAUUAAAUAAUCACGAUCAUUAAUUUAAGCCUCAAAGCAUCAGAAUGGAAAAUUUGCAUUCAGUAAAAAUACCGGAGAUUUAACCUUCAUGAGAUGAAAUACACAUUUAUUUUUCUUUGCACUUC